This is a messenger RNA of Castor canadensis (American beaver), 394 nucleotides long. Its product is annotated as metallothionein-2. Gene Ontology annotation, molecular function: metal ion binding. The record is from RefSeq and is a predicted model, not a curated record. Lineage: Eukaryota; Metazoa; Chordata; Mammalia; Rodentia; Castoridae. Gene Ontology annotation, cellular component: cytoplasm; nucleus. Gene Ontology annotation, biological process: detoxification of copper ion; cellular response to cadmium ion; cellular response to copper ion.
CUCUGGGCGCCAACGCCUUCCAGCAGCCACACAGCCUCUGCCUUCCGCCACAUCUGCAGCCUCCCCGGAGCUCGAGAUGGACCCCAACUGCUCCUGCGCAUCUGGUGACGCCUGCACCUGUGCUGGCUCCUGCAAGUGCAAGGAGUGCAAAUGCACCUCCUGCAAGAAAAGCUGCUGCUCCUGCUGCCCUGUGGGCUGUGCCAAGUGUGCCCAGGGCUGUGUCUGCAAAGAGACAUCUGACAAGUGCAGCUGCUGUGCCUGAUGUGGGGACAGUUCUGUUCCCAAGUGUAAAUAGAGCAAUUGUACAAACCUGAAUUUAUUUUUCAUAACAUUUGGGACUUCUUUUCAACAUUCCUUUUUUUGUGUGUGAAGUAUGUGAAUUGUAAUAAAAAUU